AGGGGCGUUUCGCCUGGCAGCUCCGCGGCGCCUGCCCCCGCUUUCGGGCGGGAAGGAAGGCGGGUCUGGCGAGGAGCGAGCGAGGGACGGAGCGCAGGAGGCGGGCCCCGCCGAGGCAGGAAGGGCUGUGGCUGGAGCUGGGGCUGUGACGGGGCUGGCAGGGCUGUGCGGGGCCGAGCGAAGGCCCGGAGUCGACGCACGGAAAGGGACGAAGGAGACGAGGGGACUUUGCGCGCACAGCAGCAGCGAGCCGGGAAGCCGAGCCGGGCUGGGCCGCGGCGGCCCAGUGCUUUUCAAGAGCUCCAGUUGAGGGUGAGGAACCAGUGGAGGGCCUUGGACUAGAUGACCCUCGAGGUCCCUUCCAACUCUACAAUUCUAUGAUCUUGUCAAUUCCCUGUUCUCCAGCCUUCACAUCAAGAGGCAAGGUCCUGAGCCAUGGCGGUGUGGAUUCAAGCACAGCAACUCCAGGGGGAUGCCCUGCGGCAGAUGCAGGCCCUGUAUGGGCAGCACUUUCCCAUCGAGGUCCGCCAUUACCUCUCGCAGUGGAUUGAGAGCCAGCCAUGGGACUCCAUUGACCCGGAAAACCCCCAGGAGGGUGCCAAGGCCACGCAGUUGUUGGAGGGACUGAUCCAGGAGCUGCAGAAGAAAGCGGACCACCAGGUGGGCGAGGACGGCUUCCUUCUGAAGAUCAAACUGGGCCACUAUGCCACCCAGCUGCAGAAUACAUAUGAACGCUGCCCUAUGGAACUGGUGCGCUGCAUCAGACACAUCCUUUACCAUGAGCAGCGCCUGGUGCGAGAGGCUACCGAUAGUCCCUCGCCAGCUAGCAAUCUGGCCGAUGCCCUGUCUCAGAAGCACCUGCAAAUCAACCAGACCUUUGAGGAGCUGCGCCUUGUUACUCAGGACACUGAGAACCAGCUGAAGAGGCUUCAGCAGACGCAGGAGUACUUCAUCAUCCAGUACCAAGAAAGCCAUCGCGUACAAGCCCAGUUUGCUCAGCUAGCCCAGCUCAACCCCCAGGAGCGCAUGGCCCGCGAGUCUACUUUGCAGCAGAGGAAGGUAUCGCUGGAAGCUUGGCUGACCCGCGAGGCACAGACACUGCAGCAGUAUCGUGUGGAGCUGGCUGAAAAGCACCAGCAGACGCUUUCACUGCUCCGCAAGCAACAAACCAUUAUCUUGGACGACGAGCUGAUUCAGUGGAAGAGGCGGCAACAGUUAGCGGGGAAUGGCGGGCCCCCUGAGGGCCCUUUGGAUGGCUUGCAGGCUUGGUGUGAGAAGCUAGCUGAGAUCAUCUGCCAGAACCGCCAGCAAGUGCGCCGUGUUGAACAUCUGUGUCAGCAGCUGCCCAUUCCAGGGCCCAAUGAAGAGAUGUUGGCUGACAUCAACACCACCGUCACAGACAUAAUUUCUGCCCUGGUGACUAGUACUUUUAUUAUUGAAAAGCAGCCUCCCCAGGUGCUGAAGACCCAGACCAAGUUUGCAGCCACAGUGAGGCUGCUGGUUGGUGGAAAGUUAAAUGUCCACAUGAACCCCCCACAGGUGAAGGCCACCAUCAUCAGCGAGCAGCAGGCCAAAGCCCUUCUGAAGAAUGAGAGCACCCGCAAUGAGAGCAGCGGCGAUAUCUUGAACAACUGCUGUGUGAUGGAAUAUCACCAGGCGACUGGCACUCUGAGCGCUCAUUUCCGUAACAUGUCCUUGAAGCGGAUCAAGCGCUCCGACCGACGCGGCGCCGAGUCAGUGACCGAGGAGAAGUUCACCAUCCUCUUUGAAUCCCAGUUCAGCGUUGGCGGCAACGAGUUGGUCUUCCAGGUGAAGACGCUGUCCCUGCCUGUGGUGGUGAUUGUGCACGGCAGCCAGGACAACAACGCCACGGCCACGGUGCUGUGGGACAACGCUUUCGCAGAGCCGGGCCGUGUGCCCUUCGCCGUGCCAGACAAGGUGAUGUGGUCGCAGCUGUGCGAGGCCCUCAACAUGAAGUUCAAAUCGGAGGUCCAGAGCAGCCGAGGUCUCACCAAGGAAAACCUGCUCUUCUUGGCCCAGAAACUGUUCAAUAGCAACAUGAACCUCUUAGAAGACUACAACAGCAUGGCUGUUUCCUGGGCCCAGUUCAACAGGGAGAACCUCCCAGGACGAAAUUACACAUUCUGGCAGUGGUUUGAUGGAGUGAUGGAAGUCCUGAAGAAACACUUGAAACCUCACUGGAAUGAUGGGGCUAUUCUAGGUUUUGUCAACAAGCAGCAAGCCCACAACCUGCUAAUCAACAAGCCAGAUGGAACUUUCCUUUUGAGGUUUAGUGACUCUGAGAUUGGAGGUAUCACAAUCGCCUGGAGGUUUGACAACACUGAUAGAAUGUUCUGGAACCUGAUGCCCUUCACCACUCGUGACUUCUCCAUCCGCACCCUGGCAGACCGUCUUGGGGACCUCCCAUACCUCCUCUAUGUGUAUCCUGACCGUCCCAAGGAAGAGGUCUUCUCCAAAUACUACAUGCCAGUCCUUUCAAAGACAGGGGAUGGGUAUGUGAAGCCGCUGAUCAAGCAAGUUGUGCCAGAGUUUGCCACUACAUCUGGAGACUCUACAGCUGGAGGGCCUACCUACAUGGAUCAAGCUUCCUCCCCAGCUGUCUGCCAUCAGUCCCUGUACAACACUUAUCCAACAAACCCCGACUCCGUGCUGGACCCAGAAGCGGACUAUGACCUGGAUGACUCGAUGGACGUGGCGCGGCAUGUGGAAGAGCUGCUGAGGCGCCCCAUGGACAGCCAGUGGAUUUCGCAUGCCCAGUCAUGACCAUGCCGCCUCCCCUGGAGAGACCGUGUAGAGACUGUGAAAAAUGGGGGGUGCUGCCAUUAGGGAGUACAGCUGCUGUGUGUGUCUGUGUUUGGAGAGGGGGUGCAUUUCCUCACCCCGUAGUGAGGGCAAGCCUGCCCUGCACUGACUGGGGUGUGGGGGCUGUGCCUGAGAGGCAAUGGACCUUGUCUCUCCCCUUUCGCACGUGCAAAAGGCAGUGGAGUGUAUCGCUUGGCUUUCCCAUCUGCUCGGCUUUUCUCGGGCCUUCUGCUUUGGCGCACUGCCUCCUUCUGCCAAGCUGCCAUAUGAUUUGCGUUGGGGAUCAUUCCCUCCCCUCCUCCCAGGAUUCCACACACUGCCACGUCCCUUUGCCCAGGAGCCUUUGGGCUGAGCUGUGGAGGAGAGUAGGCCUUAUUUGAAGUAUUUGUCUUUUGUAAUCUUUUUAUGUGUCUGACAUUUCUUUUCUCGGCUGCACCCAGGAUAAACGGGUGUGUGCGUGCACCUGCCUGCCUGCCUCUGACCUGUGUUUCCCGGGUGCACACGCGUGUGGGCAGCAGCAUUCUGUGCAAGAGACCCUGACUCAGUGGGAGCGCUGCUUCUAUUCGGACCCCUUUGUAGUAGCCCACUCUUACCAGGUCCCCCUGGGUUGAUAGAACCCUCUGGAGUCGCUCUGUCGCCUCACCCCAACGCCAUUCUUUUUGCCUUGUCGCAAGAUAGUCGCUUACCUCUUGGCUCCUGCAUCAUUUAGUACCUUUUGGCUUUAGAUGUGCCCAACUUUCUGCUCCCAGGUAUCACAAGUUCAGCAGAUCGCUGAGGGGUGGUGAUGGUGGUGGUGUUCUUAAAUAAGUUGCAAGUGGAAGUGCAGGAAUUAGAAUCAGAAACAGUGUUUCCCCUGUUAGGAUUAGGGGUGGCACGGGAAGAAGGCCCCUGGAUUUCAUUGCUGGGUUUCGAGGGAAAAAAGGGAAGCCUUCAGUGGAGAUUUCUAGAUGCAUGGACAAAGCCUGCCCAAUCUCUUCCUUUCUUCUUCUGAUCCCCCAGCUUCCCACCCUUCCAUUUGGCUGAACAACUGGGAAGAACAGCUCCCUCCAAACAUUAUUUUUUUUUACUAACCGGUAAAGCUCAGACUAACUUCAACACCGAAGUUAUAGCUUUCUCACAUACGUAUCUGCGGAACAGGUAAUUUGUUAGGAGGAAGGAUUCAGUCUCCGAUCUAACAGCUACCAUAUUUUUCCUGGCAUCGACAAAACAAGUGUACAGUGAGAGGUUGUCCUGUUCACUUUUUAAAAUCCAGACUUCCCUUUGGGGUGACACAGCUCUUGAAUGGUGCUCAAAUGGUUAGAAUACAUCUCCCAUCAACAGCAGGCAAAUGGAAAAGCCAAAUCUUAUUCAAGCUCCCGGGGAUACAGCCUAAACUUGCUGUGAGGACUCUGCUAAAGAAUUUUAAAGACUGCUUAUAUUAAAAUCUGAAAAGUACAGGUAUGUGUGUGUGUGUUUCCACCAUUUUCAGGUGGCAGGAUCACCUAGUGUUAAGAGCUGCCUUACACCAGUUCAGCCUCUUCGUCAAUCUAGCACAGUAUCGGCAGCUCUGAUUGGCAGCAGCUCUCAGGGUCUCCAGCAGAAGAUUCUCCCAUUAAAGGCUAGGGAUUGAAUCUGCAACUUGGUACAAGUUGUGCAUGUGCUCUGCCACCAAGUUAUGGACUGACCCUGAUCAGAUUCCAAAUUCCAGAAACCAUUUUGAAAUCUUUUGUAUUGUAGUGUGUGGAUAUGGGGCUGGGGGGGGGGAUAUACCCUAAUGUCCAUAGUGGUAGGGGAAACAUUGGAUGGGUAGGGGAAGAUAGAAGACUCCUUUUGCCACCGUUCUGAAAACCUGGACUUUUGUUGAACCUUCUGCUUAGUAGCCCUUCCAGAGAGGAGAGGUGCGGAACCUACCUCCUGUGGCAGAUUAAGGGUUUCAUCAGUGUGAGAGACUGGCAGUUCUCAAUCAACCCAUGGGGCUUAUCCAUUAGGAAGUUCUGUGGAGAACUUGCCCAAUGGAUGAUUGGUCAGUGUGGGAGAUGGGGUGCAAUGUAAAUUUUCUACACUGAGACACAAUCAUGUCCUGGGCCUGACGCAUUUCUUGGACAUAGGGAAGAGCUGCCGCUUAGCGGUAGAGCAGAUUCUGUGCACACCGAAGGCUGCAGGUCCAACUUCCUUGCGUCUUCAGGUGAAGACAACCCCACACACCCACUUGAAACCCUGACAAGCCACUGCCAAUCCGUGUAGAUGUUAAUGAGCUAGAUGAACCCAAUGGUCUAUGAUUCGGAAUAAAUAAGCUUUCUGUGUUCCUAAAUUGUACGUGACACAAGGCAAGGUAUCACGUUUAAGUAAGGUGACUGCUUAUGUGAAAUGAGUACAUACGCUUUAAAAUCCUUGUAAUAGACUGAAGGCUGGCAAAGAAAAGUUACAGGAGCUUUGUAUGUCAAUCCAGCUUCAGGUUGGAACGUAAACAGUGAUCAACAGUCUAGCACAGAACGUUGUGAUAACUUCCUGUUUCUCUUUCCCUUUGCACAGGGCGCUGUGAUCCGCUAGGCAGUUAUCCUGUGGGGCUUGUACAGGAGAGCACAGUGUUUCCAUUCAUUUCCGUGGAAACUGCACACAAAUACCUGGUGGAUUGUGCCUGUCCCAUUUUCUCUAGUGAGGCCAGGCCCGUCCAAGCAACAGCUGCAAAUGUUACUAGUAUUUUCGGGGUGGGGUGGGGGAAAGCACCAUAAAAAACACAACUAUUGCACUAUUUUAAAUAGUUAUUUUGCCAAAACUAUGAAGAGUUUUGAUGGAAAAUAUAUAUAAAAAAUAUUUUUUUUCCUGCUAAUAUAUCACUCUGAAAAGUGAAGUCAUAGGAGCAACUGAUUUUUUUAUUAUUAUUAAAUUUGGGGGAAACGGGAGAACUCAAGGGAUAUAGAUUUAAAUGCCUUUUAGGUUUUAUUUGGAACAAAAGACACUUUUUAUGUGGAAAAUACAUAUUUUGAUGAAAUAUUAAUGUUUUGAAAGAUGUUCUCUAGCCCUGUGCUACUAAUAAAGUGUUGUCUGCAAUUUUGCAGGGGAAUUAAUGGCCAGUGUGUGUUUUUUGGUUAACAAUGGCCACUAUGGUCAAGGGAGUAAGGUUUGUGAGUGUGUAGGGAGCUUUUACAGUUUUAACAGUGAGUAGAUGGAAGAAAUCUCUCUGUUUUAGGGAACGGAGAACAAGAACGUAACAACUUGGGGGUUUGAUUGCACAGGGAUGUAGAGCGGGCUGUCGAUCGCUUCUGUCUUUAUCGCCCAAUGCUUAGACACUGGAGUAGGGUGGAGCCAGUGAAGUUAAUUGCACAAGGAAGGAAAUCUCUGGAAAGGGCUAAAAUGUAAGGUAUUUUAUUAAAACCAGCUGAUUCCUAG
This is a messenger RNA of Podarcis muralis (Common wall lizard), 6192 nucleotides long. Its product is annotated as signal transducer and activator of transcription 5B. The record is from RefSeq and is a predicted model, not a curated record. Gene Ontology annotation, molecular function: DNA-binding transcription factor activity; DNA binding. NCBI's taxonomy places the organism in Eukaryota, Metazoa, Chordata, Lepidosauria, Squamata, Lacertidae. Gene Ontology annotation, biological process: regulation of DNA-templated transcription; signal transduction.